This is a messenger RNA of Mitosporidium daphniae, 305 nucleotides long. RefSeq lists its product as uncharacterized. The record is from RefSeq and is a predicted model, not a curated record. NCBI's taxonomy places the organism in Eukaryota, Fungi, Microsporidia. The annotation marks the transcript as partial. The transcript has a single exon.
AUGGGCGCCUAUAUUGAUAAAGCAGUGCUUGCUGCCAAAAAGCUCUUUGUUGUGACUAGGCAUCGAAGCUAUGUGGGACUUCCAAAAGAUAUCAAAGAUGCUUGUGUGGUGUUGGGAUUGAAGCAUACCCACCAUUCAUCACUCCUAAUUCCCUCUCCAUAUGUUGUUGGCAACUUGGCAAAAAUCAGAAAUCUCAUCCGGAUUGAAUAUAUUGACAAAGGUCCUUUUCCAAAAGAGACAUUGCGGUUUUGGAUGAAUGGACUUGGCCAAAGAGCUCCUUUGGGCUACUACAUUGAAACUAAGGG